AUGCGGGAUCCGCUGAAAUACAACCUCCCUGAUCCGCAAGCGGUCUUCGACAUCUCGUUCUUUCAUGAGAAUCCUGAGCCGUUCUUUGCAUUAUCCAAGGAACUAUUCCCGGAGAACCUCAAGCCAACUCCGUGUCACUAUUUUGUGAGGCUUCUCGAAAAGAAAGGAAUUCUUAGAAGAUGGUUUACACAGAACAUCGAUUCACUGGAAUUCCUAACUGGAAUACCUGAAGAUAAGGUUGUGACUGCUCACGGUUCACAUCGCACGAGCACGUGCACCAGGUGCAGUAAAAAGUUCGAUUUACAGUGGCUUGAAGAGCGGCUGAAGGAUAAAGAUUGUCUAGUGCCGCGAUGCGACAAGUGUGAGGGCGUUGUCAAACCGGAUAUAAUUUUCUUCGGGGAAAACUUACCGAAACGCUUCUUCCAGUGUGCUAUCUCGGAUUUUCCCAAGUGUGAUCUGCUGCUCAUAAUGGGGACAUCAUUAGUGGUUCAACCAUUUGCUAGCAUGGUGAACGAAGUCUCUGAAGAAGUGCCUCGUCUUCUAAUCAACAAGGAACAAGCUGGACGCGCUGGUAUUGUAGAACGAGCCAUGGGUGUUCAAGGGUUGUGCUAUGGAAUGAAGGACAAUAGAAGAGAUGUUUUCUGGAGCGGUACAUGCGACGACGGAUGCCGCCGGUUGGCGGAGCUGCUGGACUGGGAACAUGAGUUGGAUCAAUUGGUGCAAGAGGGUGAAGUGAAAUACAAACCUAAGCCAAAAUAG
Molecule: messenger RNA, 759 nt
Organism: Cooperia oncophora
Lineage: Eukaryota; Metazoa; Nematoda; Chromadorea; Rhabditida; Trichostrongylidae
Source: the annotation of a GenBank genome assembly